AUGGGUGAUUACCUAUGUGGCCGACUUGUUGAAGAGUAUAGGGAACUCAGGGAAGUCACUGAAAAUUUUGAUCUUGCAAACGAGGCAAUUUCUGAGGAGCUCCGCUCAGAAUGGGCAAAGCUAUCCACCCAACCAAUGCAGGGUGCAAAAAAACAAUUGCAGAGUGUAUUCCGCUAUAAAUCUGGAAAAUACUGUGAGGUGAGCGCCACAAAGGCAGAGGUUGGAGAAGUAUCACUUUCCACUGCGACCAACUCUAUAAAGCAAGGCAGCACUGCAUUUAUUAACGGUGGAAUCACUUUGUUGCUUCGUCAUGAUGAACCGGAACUCGCUGAGAAUCCUGAGGAUCAAGAUUUGGGACUACCUUCUGACUUUGACCAGGGGGAUCGGGAACGACUUUGUCUUGACUCGUUUGCCCAGAUCGAAAAGUCCCUGCUUGAGGGGCUGGCCCAUGAUGCCUUGGCAGCUGUUCGUGAACACAUCAAGCACAAAAAGGCCUACCUCCAACUGAAGGAUGAGGUUAUCCGCAAUCAGGGAGCGAACACACGUGCACAGGGAAUUCUCAAGUGUGCACAAAAUCUUAUGCUCACGCAUGCGAAUCGGUACAAUUUCAUUCGCGAACGACUUCUCCUACUUGGGCUCUCUGCCAAUGACAGCACCUUUCGGCCCCUGUCAACGAAAGACGAUCUUUGGAUGUAUAGCUUCAACACUUCACAUACCCGUCGUUCUGAAGGUUUGGAACCAUGGUAUUGGACCAUGCGACCAGUUGGUAAUGCCACAGACAAGGAAAUGCAGGAAUGGAUGCUCGAAGUGGAUCAUGUCCGAUGGUUUCGUCAACGAGCCUUGCAUGAUCGUCACCAUGAGGAAGUCAACAUUUUGAAGGAAGAAUUUGAACGAACCCUCCGAUCUUUUGCUGCCAUGUCAAGAGCAUGGUCUCAAACCAUCCAGGUAUCAGAAGAACAAUCUAUUUUGGGUGCCAAUGCGUAUGCUGCAAAAAUUUCAGCCGUGUAUCAGGAGAUGCAUGAAAGGUGCAAACAGUCAUAUUUAUUAGCAAUCGCUACACAUACGGAAGCUGGUGUUGAAUUAAGAGGAGGGCUGUAUCAUGGUUUGCAACUGGAGAUUCGUCAGUCUGUCAUGCGCCAAAUUUCCCUUGCGAUUCCGAAUACACACGUCGGCCCCAGCACUGCCAGCUCAAUCAAGUGGAGGUCCUUCUGGGAUGCAGCUUCAUGUAGUAGAGACCUGCUGGUGUCGUUGGCAAGGUGCACAACACCUCGCGCACCCACUCUUCUGCUUGAAGAAGCGUGUCCACCUCGCCAUAAUGUAUGUGUCUGUUCCCUGCACUCCUGA
Messenger RNA from Laccaria bicolor S238N-H82, 1344 nucleotides. RefSeq lists its product as uncharacterized. Lineage: Eukaryota; Fungi; Basidiomycota; Agaricomycetes; Agaricales; Hydnangiaceae. The record is from RefSeq and is a predicted model, not a curated record. The coding region runs from base 1 to 1344 and encodes 447 amino acids. The transcript is spliced from 9 exons.